AUGUUCUCCGAUAUUGCUGGUGCUUUUGACCGUGUCGACCGACAUCUCCUUGUCCUCCGCUUGGAGAACUGUGGCAUGAGGGGUAAGCUACUCAACCUCCUUCGUAACUACUUGUCUGAGCGUCGCUUCAGAGUUGUCUGUGGUGGCACGAGUUCCUCCCUUUUCUGCGAGUCGGCUGGGGUCUGUCAAGGUUCCUGUCUUGGUCCAGUUUUGUGGCUAUACUUUUUUUCGCCUAUUCACUCCUCCGCUGUUGGUAAUGCUGGCCCUGGUCUCUCUACAUACACCUUCGCUGAUGACCACACUCAAGGCUCUAAGGACCCCCACUUACUGACCAAAGGUGAAGCGGGCGCUGUCGCCUUCACAAACGGUGCCAGAAUUACUAUGGAGCCUGCUAAAAAGGUUGUCGGCACAUAUGCUAAUAGAGCACCUAAGUCUCAACAGGAGUGUGCCAUCCUACUUGGUCUCAG
Molecule: messenger RNA, 467 nt
Organism: Perkinsus marinus ATCC 50983
Lineage: Eukaryota; Perkinsozoa; Perkinsida; Perkinsidae
Exons: 1
Source: RefSeq, a predicted model, not a curated record